AAUAUCCUGGAUGCGUUCCCCAGCGUUUAGUUGUGCUAACAAUGUGCAGAUGUAACCCAUUGGUUCAUCAAUGAACGGUCAUUAAUAAAAGAUGCUGCCUAUGUGUUCGUAGUAAGGCGUAGAAAAUAAUGCCAUCACCCAUCCCAAUUCCCCGGUUUUUGCCGAGGAGUUUAACACCGACCAAAUCCCUGAGGCCUUGUAGUAGCCCCAACCAGUUCCAGGGCUGUCGUUUCUCUUGUGCAAAGCCAUCUCGGGCGUUACAACGGCGCUCUUGGAGUACGGUAAUUUGGGAUGAACUGAAGUUACUAGAUCUUUUGGGUUCAGGUGGUUUCGGUUGGGUUUAUAAAGGAACUUAUUAUGGUCAAAUUGUUGCAAUAAAGAAAGUGAGAAAAUGCGUAAAGAACAAACUGGCUGCUCGGCAGAGCUUUUGGGCAGAAUUGAACGUUGCUCACCUGCUGCAUGAGAACAUUGUGAGGGUUGUAGCAGCUACAACGUCUGUUCCCGCAAAUCCAGAGGACGAGGACAGUGUGGGCACCAUCAUCAUGGAGUACGCAGGAGGAACAAGUCUAGAUCAUAGGAUUUAUAACUGUACGGAACCCCUGGAAAUGAGGGGAUGUUUAACAUUUUCUCACGAUAUUGUCAGUGGACUGAGUUUCCUACACAGUCACCACAUAGUACACUUGGAUCUGAAACCAGCUAACAUCUUCAUUACCGAGGCGGGGCGGUGUAAAAUCGGAGACUUUGGGUGUUCUCACAAAUUACCGAUCGGCCGUGACUUGACUCCUAAUGGCCAAUUGCGGCACCUUGCUGGUACCUACACUCACCGGGCACCUGAGCUUCUGAGAGGUGGUCGCGCUACUUUAAAGGCGGAUAUUUAUUCUUUUGCGAUCACUCUCUGGCAGAUGCUAAGUAGAGAUCAGCCCUAUUCCGGCGAUCGUCAGUGCGUGAUGUAUGCUGUAGUGGCUUAUAACCGACGUCCAACUUUCUCCACAAUUUUCGAUGAAUCCUCGUUGGGCCGCGGGAUUCGAUCAAUCAUCAGUAAAUGCUGGGAAUGUGAACCAAAUCGUAGACCGAGUGCAGUAGAAUUACUAGAAAAUAUUAAUUGCUUAGAAGCACAGCUAUAGCAUUAUCUUGACAAACUUGUGUACUUUAAACUUCAAUAUAUCUUUUAAUGUCGCCCCUUUAAAAAAAAGCAGCAUUUUCUAAAUUUUUAAAAAUGCUUGUGGAAAAAAAAUACUCCUGUCUUAAUGCCCUAUAUCCUGUGCUUUGCGUUAGCCGGGUUAUAACAAUUGGACUGGGAAGUAAGAACUUAACAAAUGUUAAUAUUAUUUCUGUUCCAUAGGUUGGUAAACAACACUUGUUAGUAAGUUAUCCUUUUUUUUUGCUUUCCUUAAGAUUUUCUCCGGACCAAAACCUGACUUUUUUUCCCACUUACUUGCAAUGUCCUUACUAAUAAAGUUUGAAGUUGUAUGACAACAAUA
Chiloscyllium plagiosum (whitespotted bambooshark) is the source of this 1481-nucleotide messenger RNA. It is a transcript of the gene mos, whose product is annotated as MOS proto-oncogene, serine/threonine kinase. Gene Ontology annotation, biological process: protein phosphorylation. Gene Ontology annotation, molecular function: ATP binding; protein serine/threonine kinase activity. The record is from RefSeq and is a predicted model, not a curated record. Lineage: Eukaryota; Metazoa; Chordata; Chondrichthyes; Orectolobiformes; Hemiscylliidae.